Molecule: messenger RNA, 9592 nt
Organism: Xiphophorus hellerii (green swordtail)
Lineage: Eukaryota; Metazoa; Chordata; Actinopteri; Cyprinodontiformes; Poeciliidae
Gene: grik4
Product: glutamate receptor, ionotropic, kainate 4
Exons: 22
Coding region: 1175-4123 (982 amino acids)
Biological process (GO): monoatomic ion transport
Cellular component (GO): membrane
Molecular function (GO): ligand-gated monoatomic ion channel activity; signaling receptor activity
Source: RefSeq, a predicted model, not a curated record
ACCUCCUGUGAUGGGUUUAUCAAUGCAGAGUCCGGAGCGUUUUCCUUUUCACGCCCGGCCAGUCUCUGCGUGAGGAAGGCACCGAGCAUCUCCUUUUCUGACGGAGAAUUUCUUCGCGCAAGAGAGAGAGAGAGAACGAGAGAGGGGAAGAAGGAGAAAGGACAGACCUCACCCGCACCUUAGUCUGCUCUGAACCUUUCCACCGGACCGCAGUGGAUGGAUCAACAACGCAAGAUGUGAAAAGAAGGAGGCUUCUUCUUCUUUUUUAUUUUUGGCAGGCUGCAGAGUGUUUGAUCACAGGAGCUCCGCGCAGAGAGGGAUCAGCUGCCUCGCUUUUUUCUCUCUGCGCUCUUCCCUCAGCGGGUGAAGUGGGAUGCGGGUUACGCAGCAUCACCGGUGCCGUCGUUGCAAUCAACCUCACAGAUACACCUUCCACUUCUUACGGCCUAUCAGAUUGUGGGCCCGUGGAACAAUAAAAACUCUUUAACCGGUGAGGAAAAAGGGGCUCAUUUCUACCGGUGAUAAAGAGAAGAGGGAUAUUUUUCAAACUCCUUCGGAUGUGAUUCCCCCGCCAUCCGCUCUCUUCCCCCCCCUUUAACCCCUCCGCUCUUAUUUUCUGCCUCUGUCCCGUGAAAGCGGGAAAAGAUCUGAUCACCCCCCACCCCUCUCCCAAAAAAAAAAGAGAUUUCCCCGGACCGCUGUUGAUCUUAUCGCUAUCGCAUUUAAUCUGUCCAUUUCUCUGUCCUGCGAGUGUCGGUGGUGGAGGGGAGCUGCGGGAGAUCCAGAGACCUGAGGAGGGGAAAUUGAGUUACUCUGCAAUUACAGGCUUUUCUUGCAAUUCAGCCUGAGUUCUGCGGACCGAAGCGCACAAACCCCGCGCCAAAGUGAGAGGGAAAUUGAUUUUCAAGCCAAGCGAAGAGGCAGCAAAGGGAUCCUGCGAGCAGCACCUCACCUCAAAGAAACCAGACUGUGUGUACAUAUGCACACACCUCUGCAGGUGCUGGCUCGCACUAUAUGUGUACGUGAGAUGACGAGAAGCUAAGUGACUACCACAACCACCUAGAUCAGACAGCCCUCUGUGCUGCAAGAUGGAUUAAAGCCCCACAUCUCAGGAGAUCAAAGGUGGCUGUGACAGGGGCACGCCCGGGGCAGGACCCAUGAGGAGUCAUAGAAGAUGCUCACAGCCUGGGCGCUUCUGCUCUUCUUAGCCAUGUGGGUGAGAAGCACCUCUGGUGGCCCGCUCUCCUUCAGAAUAGCUGCCAUUCUUGAUGAUCCUAUGGAGUGCAGCAGGGGAGAGCGUUUAGCCAUCACGCUGGCCAAAAAUAACAUCAACAGGAGCAGCAACCGCUCUACAACAGGCAAGCUGGAGGUGGACAUCUUUGAAUUGCUAAGAGACAGUGAAUAUGAGAUGGGGGAGACAAUGUGCCAGAUAAUGUCUAAAGGGGUUGUGGCAGUCCUCGGCCCAUCUGCCAGUCCAGCUUCAAACUCCAUCAUCAGCAAUAUAUGUGGAGAGAAAGAGGUACCGUAUGUCAAAGUGGCUCCAGAGGACAUCCUGAAGGUGCAGUUUCCCCGCUUCACAACUCUGGACUUGAGACCAACGAAUACCGACAUCAGUUUGGCCGUGGCCGGCCUUCUUACAUUCUUUAACAGUACCGCCUCCUGCCUCAUCUGUGCCCAGGCUGACUGCUUGUUGAACUUGGAGCAGCUGCUCAGACAGUUCCUAAUCUCCAAGGAAACCCUGUCAGUGCGCAUGUUGGAUGAUAGCCAGGACCCGACCCCCCUCCUGAAAGAGAUCCGUGAUGACAAGACGGCCACCAUCAUAGUGGACGCCAAUGCCACCAUGUCACAUAUCAUUUUAGAACGGGCAUCAGAGUUGGGGAUGUUGUCUGUCUACUACACUUACAUCUUCACCUCCCUGGAAUUCACUUUGCUACGACUGGACGAUGUGGCUGACCAGCGGGUCAACAUUGUCGGGUUUUCAGUCUUCAAUAAAACGCAUCCCUUCUUCCAGGAAUUCGUGCUAAGCCUCAAUCGCUCCUGGCAGGAGAAUUGUGACCAUGCACCCUUUGCCGGUACUCCGCUCUCGUCAGCCCUGCUCUUUGAUGCGGUAUAUGCAGUGGUUGCAGCGGUCCAGGAGUUGAACCGUAGCCAGAACGUCGGCGCUACUCAGCUCUCCUGCAAGUCAUCCAAAAUCUGGGAGCACGGCACAAGCCUCAUGAAUUACCUUAGGAUGGUAGAAUUGGAAGGCCUAACAGGACACAUCGAGUUCAACAGCAAAGGUCAGAGGUCCAACUAUGCCCUGCGGAUCAUGCAGAACAGCAAGGAAGGCCUAAGGCAGAUCGGCCUGUGGCACUCUGAAGAUGGACUGUCCAUGGAGAGAACUCUUCCAUCAAUCAACGUGACAGACACCCUCUUCAACACAACUCUUACAAUCACAACAAUACUGGAGAAUCCAUACGUAAUGCUACGGCCAAACCACCAAGAACUGGAGGGGAAUGACCGCUACGAAGGCUUCUGCGUGGACAUGCUGAAGGAGCUGGCAGACAUCCUCAAGUUUAAGUAUCGCAUCCGGCUGGUCGGGGACGGCGUCUACGGCGUUCCUGGAGCCAAUGGAACGUGGACUGGAAUGGUUGGAGAGCUCAUCUCCAGGAAAGCUGACCUGGCAGUGGCCGGACUCACCAUCACAGCGGAGCGCGAGAAGGUGAUUGACUUCUCCAAGCCUUUCAUGACCCUGGGCAUCAGCAUCAUGUACCGUGUCCACCUGGGACGUCGGCCGGGCUACUUCUCCUUCCUGGAUCCCUUCUCCCCUGGAGUCUGGCUCUUCAUGCUUCUGGCCUAUUUGGCCGUCAGCUGCGUCCUCUUUCUAGUGGCCAGACUGACGCCGUACGAAUGGUACAACCCCCACCCCUGUCUGAAGGGACGCUGCAACUUGUUGAUCAACCAGUACUCACUCGGCAACAGCUUCUGGUUCCCUGUUGGAGGAUUCAUGCAGCAGGGAUCCACCAUUGCUCCCAGAGCAUUGUCAACACGUUGCGUCAGCGGAGUGUGCACCUCACCCACUGUGAAACCUCCUGCCGUGUUUUCUCCUCUCAGGUGGGCCUUUACAUUAAUCAUCAUCUCCUCGUACACUGCCAACUUGGCCGCCUUCCUGACUGUUCAAAGGAUGGAGGUGCCAAUAGAGUCAGUGGACGACCUGGCGGAUCAGACAGCGAUAGAGUACGGCACCAUGCAUGGAGGAUCCACUAUGACUUUCUUUAUGAACUCUCGCUACCAGACCUACCAACGCAUGUGGAACUUCAUGAACUCUAAGCAGCCCAGCGUGUUCGUGAAGAGCACAGAGGAGGGCAUCGCUCGGGUUCUGAACUCCAACUACGCCUACUUGCUGGAGAGCACCAUGAAUGAGUACUACCGCCAGAGGAACUGCAACCUGACUCAAAUUGGAGGACUGCUCGACACCAAGGGCUAUGGCAUCGGCAUGCCACUGGGGUCAGUGUACCGCGAUGAGUUUGACCUUGCCAUCCUCAAACUUCAGGAGGACAAUCGUUUGGAGAUUCUCAAGAGGUUUUGGUGGGAGGGUGGCAAGUGUCCAAAGGAGGAGGACCACCGGGCCAAAGGUCUGGGUAUGGAGAACAUCGGCGGGAUCUUCGUGGUGCUCGUGUGCGGCCUGCUGGUGGCGAUCUUCAUGGCUGUGCUGGAGUUUGUUUGGAUGUUAAAACAGGCCCCAGGAAAUGAGCAGUCGGUGUGUGAGGAGAUGCUGCGGGAGCUGCACGGGAUCGUGUUGUGUCGGGACAGCCUGCAGGUGAGGCGCCGGCGGGCGGCGUCUUUGAUGCGGCCGCGACCUUUACCCCUGGAGGAACGUCGAGCGCGAGCCGCCGCCGUCAGCCUCAGCAAUGGCAAACUGUGCGCAGGUACCGGCCUGCCCGAGCCGCUCUCCCACAGACUGGCGCAGGAGGCCGCCCUGGUGGCGAGGGGCUGCAGCCACAUCCGGAUUUGCCCCGAGUGCAGACGCUUCCAGGGACUCAGGAUGCGUCCCGCCGGGGCCGGCGAGGCCCUUCCCUCUCCCACGCACAGCGAGGAGAGCAUGGAGUGGGACAAAACCACAAAUAGCAGCGAACCUGAAUAACACUAGGAAAAUCCAGUAAGACUGACUUUUCCAACAUACACCUCUCUCUUUUUUCCAGGGAUCAAAGACCAUGUGGUAUUUUUAUCCAGCCAUUCUGAGCUUGUUCUUGAAAAGCAGGACAUUGCUGCAGACUUUGUUUUGCCCUUGAAGCAACCACUUAAAGUCAGAUUUUGAAAUGUUUUUGGAUGAUUUUUGUUUUCCUUGGUCAGAGGAAAAAGAACUGAUGAGCGUGUCUCAUUGCGGUCUGUCCCUGGAGGCCCAUUGUACCCUGUGAAGCAGGACAGACAAAAACAGCUAUGGGGCAUUUGUACUAUGCAGUAUUUCCAGUCAUUUAUCAAUGUGCAGUUCAUUUUUUUUAUAUUUCUGUCCUCUGUUUGAUUAUUAUAACUAAAUAUUGUUAUUCUAUUCUUAAAAAAAAAAAUAAACCACUUGUUUUUUUUAGUCUGACAGUUACCUGUAUGAAGAUGUACCGCAUCCAAUGUGCUGCGAAGGAGUAGGAGGUUAAAGCAAAGUCAUCCUUUAAACCUUUUUAUGUUAAAAGUGCCAAAAACCACGAGUGUUUCCUUGUGGCUAAACGAAGCACCAGAGCCUUCAGAAAACAAACAAAUUCAGCUGAACCAAGAAAAUAAACACGCAGACGCACAUCAGCUCGUUUUGUAGUGACGCUAUUGUAUAAAAUAGAAUAAAAUAACUGUUGAUAUCCCUGAAAGACAGCGAUGCGCGGCGUUGGUGAGUGGUCAAAUCAGUCACAUUCACAUUCUGAUCAGAAUAUAAGGUGGUAACUGAGUUUCAGCAUUUUCUAGAAAGAUGCCCGUUUAUUUCCGUCUUUCUUAAGCUGCUAACACUCUUUCUUGUCUCGCCACAUACAGUGGUGUCUUUACAAGUGCUUUUUUGCAGAGCUACAAACAUGGAAGAAAGAUUUUGCUUACGUAUUGGGUUGGAGGGUGUUUUUCUAUACUGUGCAGUAAAACGGAAUCUGCAUUUUGUUAUGCUGAAAUGGUUCAGAUCAAUUAAAAAAAUUGAAUAUCAGACAAAGGUAACCUGAGAAAAUACAGAAUGUAGUUUCCAAGUAGUGAUUUAAUUCAUUCUACCGAUACCAACAUUGUCUUAUUUGAAGCUAUCAUUGUCGCUCUUGUUAAAUCAUGAAAUAAGUUUAAUUUCAUUGACUAAGUCCAGGCUAGUGGUAGCCUGAUUACUGCUUGUCCUGUGCAAUAAAGAAGUCAUGUAACUAGCACCUGUCUGACAACAUGAAGUAGUCCAAAGGACCUCGAAAAACCAACACACCAGAUUAUGAUCUAAAGAAAUUCAAGAGCAAAAGAGAAACAAAGGAAUGAAUGAAUCAGUUUCAAAAAUAUUUUUUUAAAAAAAAUCACAUUUAAGGUUUUUGGAACCACAAUCAGUGCAAUUUUCCUCUAAUACAGAAAACUUGGAACAACAGUGAAAUCUUUUGAAGAAGCAACAUCUGAAGAAGUCCAGAGAGAGACAGAGAGGAUAAGAACAGCAACCAAGGGGAAAACAGCAGCAGGCAGAAAGGAACACAAAGAUCCGUCUCACAUUUGCAAAAAAUAAAUAAAAAAAAUAUCAUUUUCAUGAUCCCAGAAACCUUUUGGAAAAUAUUCUGUGGAUUUACGAGGCAAAAGUAGUUUCUUAAAAGGUGUGUGUCAUUAAAAAAGCAUUUCAGAAAAGAACAUCAUGCACACGAUAUUUAAAUCUGGUUGUCUUGUUUUGCAGCUGGUUUGCUGCUUCAGGACUUGGGACAACUUGCCAUCAUUGAUGGAACCAUGAAUUCAUGAAACAGGGAAGAUCCUGAAAGAGAGUAUCUGGUUGUGAAUUUGUGAUAGAGAGGACUUGGGUUUUUAACUGACUUAAAAAAAAUUUUAAGUUUUGGCAUGGAGUAGUUAAUUAAAACUGAGGUUAAACCUGAGUGAGAUGCUGUUGAAUAUGAAUAGUACAUCAUGCUUGAAUUACCUUUUAGUUUGGCUGAAUUAAAAUAAGAAAAGUUGUCCAAAAUCCAUCUAAUGUGAUGCAAUCAGUUACAUCUGGCUGUUCCUACCAAGGCUGAUGGCAAAACUAGAUAUCAGGUUUAUAGGGCACAAAGAAUCAUUUAAAAACAACAAUGUAACAUGGGGUUGAGUAAUAUUAUUGUGUCAGUGCUAUGACAUUUUUGCAGCAUUUUCAUACAUUUUGUAGCAGUAGCACCUAUUUCAUUGAUUUAGGUUUCUCUGAGUUAAAUUAUAAAAGAGGCAACUUGACUUAGCUGUAGAUCAAAUUACAUAGAACAGUAAUGUUUGGUAAUCAAUAAUUCCUUAAAGACAUCAUCUUUGUACAUUCUGGAAAUGCAAUGCACGUAUGUGAUGGAGUAAUAAGGCAUUUUUCUAGUGCUACUUUUCUGCACAUGUUCUUUUCCGCAGCUUCUAUGGAGUAAAAGUGACUUGUUUGUAAUUUUACCCCAGAAAAUGGCCCUGCUAGGGAGGUCGCUAGACAUACUUUUUGGACCAUCCUGAACCAACCCACAACAGCAUUUUGGAUUCAGGCCAUUCGGUAUUUUGGACUGAAACAAUAUUCUCAGCAUUUUUUGUUUUUGUUUUUUUGCAUUCCUCCCAGUUUAAACUUUUUCAGGGGACUGAAGACGUUGUGAGAAUGUCGAACAGCAUUUAUUCGCAGAGGUGCAGAGAAAACCUCCACAACGCCCCUGGACUUUUGGUACAUGUUGGUUGAAUUUCAUUAAACAUCUGUUAAUGGAGCAAAUUAAUUUCUUCUUAGUUUGAAAGCGUUUUUAAGUUUUAUUCCAUUGGGAGAAGCUUGGAAUGAUUUUGCCAAAGCUAUAGAUAGAAGACAUGAACCAAUCAGUUAUAUUGCUCACAAUAAAUCACAAGGUUUUAUAUAUAUAUAUAUAUAUAUGUAAGUCCAUGCAGGAAACUUUUUUUGUCCUUGGUCUGCCCAAGGAUCCAAGGAGAAACCUUUUAGGGUUAACAAUCCCUGGGAGGUUUAAGGUUGAGGGUAAUUUAGUUCUGGAGACAAAAACGUUCAGGUCAGCAUCCUGGAAAUAUCCCUUUAGUGCCACAACAUUUUUGAUUUGUUCCUCAUUUUAUUAGAUUUCCACAACAGUUGUUAUAAACACCUGCCGGUGAUGAACACGGUUUUUGUUCUGUACAUGCUGAAUGAAAUCAGGUCCCUUUUUCUGCUGUUAAAAUCAUAAUUCUUUUAUUUUUGCCUUCAUAUGAAACUAGUGACCGACCAAAAAGCUGUUGGUAAAGAAGCUUUUACUGCAGCAGUUUCCCUCCGUUCUUUUAAGUGUUAAAACGUCGGCGCUUUUGUUGAAUGUUCAGUUUUACAAGCCCCUUGGAGAAGUAUUUUGCUUCUGAUGUGUUAUGACAGUUUUCAUACUUUAUUGAAGCUAUAGAAGCAGAAAAAAGUCAUUUGUUCUUUGGAAUGAGUGACUUGGGGAAAUAUAAACAAUGAUUCACUCACUUUUCUUUCCCUUUCCAAAGAGUUUGAUGGCAGAAAAACAAAUCUAAUUAAUCACACAAACAGUUUGCCGUGUUAGUCCCUAAAUCUCGAUUUGAAAAUCAUUUAUAAAUGUCUGUUGGAAUGACAUUUGCCCUUUUGCAUUUUCCUACAAAUGAAUCCAGGAGGACUCUUAGUUACUUAUGAGAGUUUAGGCUGAGUGGCUGUUUUGACUGCUUUAUGAUAACCUCACUGAAUCAGAGGGCAGACGGCUGCCAGUGCAGACCCGUCCUUAUCGCUGAUGUGCCCAUCACUUUAAAUCUGCACAUCACAAUCUGUCAAUCACCCUCAUGCCAUGUUGUUGUGAGAAGUUUUACAGAUUUUUCCCCCUGUUUUUGCUUAUCUCAAAUAAUUCAGAUCUUCAAACGCAUUUUACCACCAGACAAAGAUAACCCAAUUAAAUACAAGAAGAUGUUUUCAAAGUACAAAAAAAACUUUAUCCAAACCAGGCUUAAAGGUAACCCACUUUGGUUGACUCGUGCUUACAUUGUUGCUAACCGAACAGCGCUUAUGGAAAGCUGAGUUCAUUUAAACGAGUCAUGUCCAAGCCUGCCAGAUCUGCAGAACCAAGAAAUGUCUUAAAUAGAACCUGUCCAACAAAAUAAUACAGGCAAUACGACAAACAGUCUGGAUAGAUCCAAUGAACCACAAAAAUAUUGUUUUUUGUUUUGUUUGUUUUUACAAAUUAAGAAACAUAGAACAGUGGUGAACCUUCCCAGAAGUGACUGACCUCCCCAAAUUACUCAAAGAUGGCAUUAAAAACUCAUCCAGGAGGUCAGAAAAGACCCCUGACCUAAUUUGAUUGAACUGCUCUGGUAUGCCCUUAAACAGACAGUUUAUGCUUGAAGCAAUCCCUCAAUGUGCCUGAAUUCAAACAAUUUAAAGAGGAGACAGUUAUUAGGCUUAGGGCGCAAUUAUUUUGCUAGUGAGUGGUGCUUGGAUUGCUUUUUUUAGUUCAUAAAUGGAAUCGUUGCUUGAAAACAGUUUGUAUUUAUUCAGGUUUUCUUUGUCUGAUGACAAAAUUAGUUUUAGUUUUUGAAAUAUUUAGACCCGUAUGGGUUCAAAUCUUUUUUACAGCACUGCAAGAUGCCAUUUCACGACAGCUUUAAAUGAAGGUGCAGCAUUCACCUUUCUGUCACUUCAAGCCUCCAUCUCGUCAGAAUUUCCUCUCCUCCUUUAGAGCGAGCAACGUGAAGAGAAACAUGUUUCAUUUCACGAAACAUCUGUCAGGUUUAAAUGUCUCUGUGUUUUUUUUAUGCACAUUAUCUGUCCAUGAUCUGCUCCAAUGUUGUUAUUUUUUUAAUUCAAACAAGCUGGCUCACAAAAGUUAUGUAAAUACAGUGUAAUCAGUGCAGUUCCUGGUAAAUGUCUAUUGUGGUAUUUUUUUUUCAAGAGUAAUUAUUGUUUGACGUUUAUUGUGUUAAUGGAGCAGCAUUGUACACUCUUGUGUUUUGUUUGUUUGUUUGUUUUUUAAUUACAGGAAUCCUUCUCAUGGACAGCUACAUUGAUUAGUUUAAUGAAGAAAAAAAAUCUUAGGUCUCCAGAAACAUUCACUGUAAAAUGCGAACAUUUCUUUAAAGAUUUAGUCAAAUUAAUGAGUAAGUACAAGAGAAGAGAAGACCCAAAUUUAAAAAGGUCUAUAAAAGCCGUUUUCAUCCAUUUGCUGAAUGUUACUAAGAAGCAGAUGAGAGUGUGAAGGCUCUUUCUGCUCUCAAUGCAAACUUCUUAAAUGCUGAAAACAUUUACAGAGGUGCUAAAUCAAGCGUAGUGGGAAUGAGAUUGCCAAUUACCUUGAAGGCACGGAGAGCAGUGGAGUACGAAUUAAAACAAAUCCCACCGAGACUCUGGGCGACCUUCUCCGGGAGAGAGCUGGCACUGUUUGUGCUUCUAUAUAUUUUAUAUGCUUUAUUUUUUUAUGUUGACAUUUUAUUUCAUUAUAAAUACAUUUCUGGAAACAACGUC